AGUUUGAAUUGUUUGUAAUAGAUGGCACUACUUGAAAUUAACAUGGCGGCUAGGAAGAAUAGGUUCGUGGCUUGAGAAGCUUUUAUUUGGUCUAAUUUCGAAUAACACCAGUUGACAAAUGCGUAAUAUUGCUGCUUAUGACACUGUUGAAGUAAGUGAAUAAAACGUAGACACUCUACUCGUUUUCCACAUAUAGGAUUGAUACGUUUUGCCUUAAGAUGUUACGUAAUGUGUUGCAAUACACGCAUAUCAAUUAAUCGAUAAGUACGCCGUAGUUGCUAAUUUUAUUAAAUUGUCUAGUUAUGAGUUCGUAUGAUACUAAAAAAGAGAAAAUAAGGCGAUGAGACUAUAAUUGCUAAGUCGUUCGAUUCAAAAUACAUCUGAAAGAAAAUAGGCCGUUGUAAAAGUCGUGCUACUUUUUUGUGUUAUAUUGAAAGAAAAUUCUGUUUUGAUAAUUCUUCAUUUAUAUAAAGAAAGUGACUAAUUACAAUCUAGUAAGUCUAUAAUAAUAAAUUUAUUAAUAAUUGCGACUCCCUCUUUACCCUUCCCCCACCCCGCCUGCAAUAUCUAUAUAAUUACUUGAAUAUUAUCAUUAAAUUAUUAACUCUUCUAUUAUAAUUUAUAUAUCUAAAAUAAAGAUUUUGUGGUUGAUUAAUAAUUGAUUUCUUUAUGAAUAAAUUAAUUAAGAGAUAAAAUAUGUAGACCUAAGAUGAUAUUUUUCCUUUUAUAGAUUUUCUUACAAACGUGUGAAUAAUACCAAAUUUUUAUAAAUUAUCUGUUUAUUUCAUUAUCUUCUUUUACUUUAUUGAUAAUAAAAAAAUAUAUCGGUGUUGUAUUUUUCCAUUUACGAUUAGUGUGCUUGUUUAAUUAUUCUGUACUGAGAGAAAUAGAAAAUCGGUAGGUUUUCAUAUGCCUAAUUUUAGAACGUCGAUACUCCUAAUCUUGGUUUGCAAUAUUUAUAGGAUUUCGGUAGUUUUCUCCUAUUACUUUUCAUAAUGUUUUAGUUAUAUUCCUGCAAAAGAAAUCUAUAAGUAAUGCUUUCGGUUAUAUGCUUAGUUAUUCUAAUGGUUUUCUUUUUUGCUACAAGGAUAAUGAUAGUAAGGCUAGAAGAAAAAUAUCUAAUAUUUUUGGAGUCUCUCUCCUUAGGAUACAAAGUUAAGGGCCAGGUAGAUAGUAAUUUGAACAAGCCACUAUUGUCGGUUAAAGAGAUCUCAUUAUGUUUUGUAUUUUAUUGGAGUCUAAAUAAGAAAGGCAAAACAGCACGAAUGUCCUACUUUUUCUCGUUGUAUUGGAUAAAGAAAUUAGUACUCACAAAAUCUUAAAAUUUAGAUAUAUGAACAUAUAGAAAACAACAUUUUCAAAAUGGACCAUAUUUAAUAAAAGAUUAGGGAGUUUCAUUUUAGAAAGAGAACAAUUAAUUAUUUACCUAUUGUUGAUAUUGUUAGUUUUUGAUCUUUUUUUAUUGGAGGACAUUCUACUAACUUUACAAUGUUGUAUCUACGUUUUUUUCAAUAUUAUGACGUAGCAAUGGGGAACUGAGUGUUUAGCAUAGCUUUACUGUACAUUUGUCGUGAUAUUUAAUAGACUUUAUAAAAGAGGUGAAUGAACAAUCUCUAAGUAAUAAUUAUAGUUAAUCAAUAAAGACAGUUCUUGAGAAAAAAUUUCAAUAUUUUAUUAUAUAUGUAUUUGCUUAUAAACUCUUUUGUAAGACGUUUAUCUAUUCAGGAAAAAUAGGUCGCCUAUUUUUUUUAUAAGUAUAUGAUAUUUUGUCUUAUUAUUUUUUCUUUAAUAGGCCAUUUUUCAAGAAUGGAUGUAAAUAACAUCCUUGUUCAGCAGGAUGUUGACAUCGGUAUAGCUCAGAUGUCUGAAAGUUAUUCAAUUAUCAAAGUAGCAAAAAAUGUUGUGGAAGUAUCCGAUGAAUUAACUAAAGAUAGUUUAUCUGGUGGAAUUUUUGUGGAUAACGAGACUGGAGAAAUGAUGCAUGGCAGUGGAGGUGAAGCGAUUUCGUUCAUGGAAAUUGAAGAUUAUUUCUUAAACCCUGAAUCGGACUCUUUAUCCAGUAGAUCUGAUUCAUCCCAUCCAAUUUUGCAUAGUAUCCUAACUAAAUCUGAAAGUAAUGAGUUGAAAGAUUUAAGAUUAAAAAAUGAAAGUGAAAUAAAGCCGGAAACGGUAAUUGAAAAGCGAAAGCUUUUAAUGGAAUUAUUAGCUAGUCAAUCAAGUGAUGUUGACACCUUACAUUUUAUGAGUCACAAACCUUCAGAUAAGAGCGCUGAUAAUUUACAUACAGAGAAUGUACCCUACACGCCUUGCGAAGGGGCUGAGGGUAAUCAGACCUCGCCAGACUCAACAGCUCUUGAUAAAGCAACUGAACAAUUCAAGGAGAAAACGCUAUCUGUAUCAUUAGACAAAAGUGUAAACUGUUCGAAUAGGGGAAGGAGUAAAGAUGAAAAAAGAGCAAGAGCUCUAAACAUUCCCUUUACGAUGGCACAAAUUAUUAACUCUCCAGUCGAUGAAUUUAACGACUUGAUCACGAAUCAUUCAUUAAACGAAGCUCAGCUACAGCUUAUUAAAGAUAUAAGAAGAAGAGGCAAAAAUAAAAUGGCUGCUCAAAGUUGCAGGAAAAGGAAGAUGGAUGCCAUUGGAACUUUAGAAUCGGAAGUUUUAGAACUUCGAGAUAAGUGUAAGAGUUUGACAAAUGAACAGGAAGAGUUAAGACAUGAAGUAAACACAUGUGAGAACAAAAUCAAUGAAAUGUAUUCGAUGGUUUUUGAUUUUCUUCCAAAACCAUCCGGAGGAUCUAACAAUAUCGAUGACUAUACUUUAGAGCAGACAAAAGACGGAAGAUUAUUUUUAGUACCAAAAUAGGCCGGAAACAAGUGUUAUA
This is a messenger RNA of Dimorphilus gyrociliatus, 2884 nucleotides long. The record is from the annotation of a GenBank genome assembly. Lineage: Eukaryota; Metazoa; Annelida; Polychaeta; Dinophilidae.